AACUGUUCUUUUUGUUUUCCACUUCUAGGAGGGAAGAAGCAUGUCCCGCCUGUCUUUAACACGAUCCCCAGUUUCUCCCCUUGCUGCUCAAGGCAUUCCACUCCCAGCUCAACUGACCAAAUCCAAUGCUCCUGUACACAUCGAUGUAGGUGGACACAUGUACACUAGCAGCCUGGCAACCCUUACCAAGUACCCAGAUUCCAGAAUAAGUCGUCUAUUUAAUGGCACAGAGCCUAUUGUCUUGGACAGUUUAAAACAACAUUAUUUCAUUGAUCGGGACGGGGAGAUCUUCAGAUACAUAUUAAGCUUUCUAAGGACGUCGAAACUGCUGCUCCCUGAUGACUUCAAGGACUUUAAUCUUUUAUAUGAAGAAGCAAAGUAUUACCAGCUGCAGCCAAUGAUUAAGGAACUAGAGCGAUGGAAACAAGAGAAAGAACAAAGAAAGCAUUUCCAGCCCUGUGACUGCUUGGUGGUGCGAGUGACUCCAGACCUCGGCGAGAGGAUUGCCCUGAGUGGGGAGAAAGCCCUCAUCGAAGAGAUCUUUCCCGAAACCGGGGACGUCAUGUGCAACUCCGUCAACGCGGGCUGGAACCAGGACCCCACCCACGUGAUCCGCUUCCCGCUCAACGGCUACUGCCGGUUGAAUUCCGUGCAGGUCCUUGAGAGACUGUUUCAGAAGGGCUUCAGCGUGGCGGCUUCCUGCGGCGGAGGGGUGGAUUCCUCUCAGUUCAGCGAGUACGUGAUGUGUCGGGAGGACAGGAGACUACAGCCCGCUCCGACCACAAUCAGAAUAAAGCAGGAACCGCUGGACUAGAACUCUCUCUCCCACCUUUAGAACCGUAGAAGUGUUGAAUAGUCCCUUAUGUGAAACACUGAGGAGUUGGAAAACAGUAUUAGCGAACAAAGUGUGACGAUUUAUGGCCAAUUAGUGGUGUUCUAAAACUACCUGUCACAGUGCCAUGAAACACGGCUGAAAGGACCCCCUUGGUGGCUCUUCAUUAUGGAACCACUGGGCAUGCUCGGUGGACAAAAGGCUUUGUGGGAAUGUAAUUUCAACCUAGCAGCUGCGGUGUUGGAAGCAGCCCGGGCUUCGAAAGGUACUGACACUUGAUUGGACUUCAACUGAAAGACCAAUUAAGGCGAUUUGAAUACGUCAGCUGAAGGAACGAGACCGCUUCCCCUACGACACCCCAUCCCCCUCUGUCCCAGGACCCCUGCCCAGGAGGAAACGGGGUGGGCCGGGCGGGGGCGGGAGGGGAGAGGACUGGUCACCGAGGAGAAGACGACGAAGAAGAAGAUGCUACAUUGAGCUGCACUGGACACUGCUCCUGUCUGAGUCCUUCCCAUCUCUCAUGCCAGAUGUGCUGUACAUCUGCCUCCGUUGUGUCAAACGUCUGUGAUUGUUCGCGUUCAUGCUAGUAAAUGGCUUAUUUUUCUACAAUAUUUAAAACUGAAAUAACUGUCUCUGCCCAGCUCAGAGAAGCAGAAAAGGACCAACUCAUAUUUAUCUGGUGCUCAACACUUUGGGAAAAAAAGAAAAAAAAAGAAUCCGUAAGUCUAACGGUGUCGGCGUUGUGAGAAGUAGAAACCCGAAGCACACCCAAUCGCCUCUCUUGGAAACCAACCGUCCAACAUGCUCCGGUCGGCCUGAGCUCACCGGGUCUCUGCCGGGGAACGGCAGGCCCAGUGGCAGCCGCUCUCUGCCCGGCCGGCAGACAUCCGUCCCACCGGCUUCCAUUUCCCUCCAGAAGGAGCGUGGUGGGCCAAAGACCCCCCUACUCCAACCCCCCUCCUCACCUCCCAGGGGCGUUAGAAUGGAGAGAUAUACUGUGGGAGCCCCAGACCACACAGGGUUUUUGCCUUGCAGGAGCUCUGUUCAUUUUUUUUUCUCCUCAGUUUAAUUUAAGUGUUUUUGAAAGUCUGGGGAUAUUACACCCUCUUCCUGAAUUUGUAUUUGUCAAUUUAGAGAAGGCCCGCCCCUGUGUCCCCACUGAUUUUGGCCUGAACGUUACUAUUCCUUUAACGGAUCCACCACCAACCCCUUUGACUUAUGCAGCGGCUUCCUUAACUCAGGAGACAGCACCACGUUUGCAGGUGCCACUAUAUAAAUAGCGUCUGCUAAAUCCUGUUUAUUGCUGUUUAGCAUGAUUGGCGCCUCAAUAACUAAUUCAUGUGCUAAUCACAAUUUAGUUUCUCCACAUUAAUUUAUAGAAUACUGUUGUAGACACUGAAUUUUAAUUAAACUGUUUUUAGACAAACACAGCCAUAUCUAACAAGGGGACACGAGAUUCAGAUCGGAAGACCUCUGGCAAUCUUGUCCCCUUUUCCUCCAAUUGGAAAGAAAGAAAGAGAGACCGAGGGUCGAAACUAACAGCGGUGGGGCCUGCUCCCUCAGACAGACAGCUAGGAAUUCGGGUACCCUACUCAAUUGAGUUUAAGGAGUUGGGAAGCUAUUUUAUUUCCCGGUUUUAUACUUGUUCGACACCUUUCACUGAUGGAAAAUGGCUAGGUACUGCCAUAUUUGAGUAAAUGGCUCAACACUCACCUUUCUAUGUAAGAUAUCUGUAGAAUUGUAUAUUACACAUUUAAUAUUGUAAAGAUCUUACUGUAUAAUUGUCAUGUAUUUGUGUAUACACAUUUCUUAUCCAGUACUUCAUGCCAUAAACAUUUCUGUAAAGUAAUAGGUUGGAAUACAGUUCUUAGGAUGA
Messenger RNA from Ornithorhynchus anatinus (platypus), 2708 nucleotides. It is a transcript of the gene KCTD15, whose product is annotated as potassium channel tetramerization domain containing 15. The coding region runs from base 41 to 814 and encodes 257 amino acids. Lineage: Eukaryota; Metazoa; Chordata; Mammalia; Monotremata; Ornithorhynchidae. The transcript is spliced from 4 exons. The record is from RefSeq and is a predicted model, not a curated record. Gene Ontology annotation, biological process: protein homooligomerization. Gene Ontology annotation, molecular function: protein binding.